AUGUUAACACAAUUGAAUCGAUCCGAACCUGCAUUACAUAUAAAUGAAAUCGAUGUUAAUGAUAAAUAUAAAUUUCUUAAACAAAUUGGUAAAGGUAGUUACGGUGAAGUAUGGUCAGUUUUGCCAUUACGUUAUUCAUUAUCAACAAAAUCAAAAACCAAAGAAUAUGUACUUAAACGAUUAGAUCUUCGACAACAAUCCAAUGAUACAACACAAAAUGAUAUUGAAGGUGCUGAACGUGAAGCAAAAUUAUUAUCAACAUUAAAACAUCCAAAUAUUGUUGCAUAUAUUGAAUCAUUUCGUUCAAAUGAUGGUUUUCUUAAUAUAGUUAUGGCUUAUUGUGAAGGUGGAGAUUUAUAUACAAAAUUAAAAGAACGAAAAGCUAGUCAACAACCAUUAACUGAAAAUCAAAUUAUUGAAUGGUUUGUACAAAUAUGUAUGGCUAUACAAUAUAUGCAUGAUAAAAGUAUUCUUCAUCGAGAUUUAAAAACUCAAAAUGUUUUUUUAACAAAAAAUGAAAUUGUUAAAGUUGGAGAUUUAGGUAUUGCAAGAGUAUUAGAUUCAGGAAAUGAUUUAGCAACAACAAUUAUUGGAACACCAUAUUAUAUGAGUCCAGAAAUAUUUUCAAAUAAACCAUAUGGACAAAAAUCGGAUAUAUGGGCACUUGGUUGUUGUGUUUUUGAAAUGACAACACUUGAACAUGCAUUUAAUGCAAAAGAUAUGAAUUCAUUAGUAUUGAAAAUAAUUCGUGGACAAAUUCCACAAACAUCAAAAAAAUAUAGUGAUUCAUUAACAGCUAUUAUUAAAUCUAUGCUUAGUAAAAAUCCUAAUGAUCGUCCAACAGCGAAAAAAAUCUUACAAAAUCCAUAUAUUAAACGACAUAUUAUGCAGUUAUUAGAAAAAACAAAAGUCAAAUGUCAAAAUCAAGUUAAUACAAAUUCUCAAGUAUCAGUUGAUACUUCCUCCGAACAAUCAGUACUUUCAUCUUCUCCACCUCGUUCAUCAUCAUUAUCAUCAAAUGAUGCUAAACUACCUCAUUCAUCAGCUAAUUCUCCGUCAUCAAAACAAUCUCAAGUCAAUCGUUUUCCAGUCAAUAAUACUCCUGCACUUCCUUCUUAUCCACCACUACCGCCAUCGCAUAGUCGCGUAACAAAUAAUAUUACAACAUCGUCAUCAGGUUCAUCUUCGUCGGCUGAUGCUAGUCGAUCUUUACCGUCUGCUGAUAUCAAUCAAUCUAAUGAUGCACGUGCUCGUCGUCGUCUUCGUGUACGUCAAUCUAAUCCAUUAUCAAUAAAUGAUCAACAAGAUGCGAAUUAUUUAUAUAAAGUUAGUCAAAAUGAUACAUUACAACGUCGAAAACGUGAUCAACAAAUAAAUAAUCAUUUAAAACAAUAUCAACAAAUAUCAUCUGAUGAUGAACAUGAAUUAUUAUCAAAUGCUCAUCCUUCUCAACCAGUUGUUGUUGUUGUUCAACCGAAACGAUUAGUAAGACCAAAUUCAUCUGCAUCAUCGGUUGAAUCAAAUUAUAGUAAAUUAUCAUUUGAUGAUGAUGUUUAUUUAAAUGAACGUGAAACAAAUAUAAAUUCACAACAGCAAUCAGAAUCAAAAAUAACAAUACCAUAUGAUUCGAAUAAUAAUCUUCCAAAUUCAAAAGCACGUCAACGUCGUCGUGAGAAUCGAAAUCAAUCAUCUAUUGAGUCAUCAAAUCAAGUAAUAACAAACAAUAGUAAUCAUGAAUUAUCACAUUCAACAUCACAAGAUUCAAUCUCAACUGAUAUUGAAAAGAAAAAAGAAGGAGAAAAAGAUAUGAAUGAUCUACUUUUUAUGUUAACAGCUACAUUAAGAUUAGCACCGCCAACAGUAACUAAUGUUCAAGAUUCUGAUCUUGAUCCAAAAGAAUUAACAAAUAGUAGUAAUGAUAGUGAUAAAACAGUUGUUGAUAAUGGUUAUAAUCAUUCACCAACGGAAGAGCAAAUACCAGAACCAUGGUCAUUAGAUGAUAGGACAAUGGAAAUUCCAUUACAUCAAACAAAUCGAUUUUCUAGACGUUGUGAAAUAUUGAAAGAGGAUUGUCUUCGCGAAAUUAGUCCAGAAAAAUUACAACGUGUUCUAAAUAUAGUAGAAGAUGUUAGUCAAGCACACAUGACACAUCAAAUGAUGAGUGAACUUGGCGAAUAUUUAUAUCACAAAUAUGCUCCACAAAUAUAUUUACUAAAAUUCUAUGAAGACAAUGUACGUACUCAUACAUAA
Messenger RNA from Adineta steineri, 2250 nucleotides. The record is from the annotation of a GenBank genome assembly. NCBI's taxonomy places the organism in Eukaryota, Metazoa, Rotifera, Eurotatoria, Adinetida, Adinetidae.